Molecule: messenger RNA, 1236 nt
Organism: Bathycoccus prasinos
Lineage: Eukaryota; Viridiplantae; Chlorophyta; Mamiellophyceae; Mamiellales; Bathycoccaceae
Exons: 1
Coding region: 1-1236 (411 amino acids)
Source: RefSeq, a predicted model, not a curated record
AUGACUUCUAUUUCCUCCGCGAACAAAGAGCAAAGUUUGACGGAAAAGGAGAAGAGAAUCGAGGCGGAGAAUACAUCGAAGCUCGUGAACGCGUUGGGAGUAGACUCGACGUUUAUGGAGAACCACGUGGCCAUCCGCGCGUUGCCUUUACACCGGUUCGGUAGAAAUCGAGGGUCGAGAUCGAUGACGAAAGCCUGGAAGUCAGCGGCGGUGGUGCACGACGCGACGUAUUUAUUAUAUCGUAGGGACGAAAAAAGUGCGUCGGCGGCGUUGCCAUCAGUUUUAUGUAACGUAAACGCGCUACCGAAACGUGUGCGAGAGAUCUUUCCGAACGACGAAAUCGCGAAUCUCGCGCGAUUCGACGUCGCGGGUAAAUUGGCGCUGAAACUCAUCAACGAAACGCUUCGGACAUCAAUCAAGUUUAAGAAGAUUAAAACCGUAAAGAAACAAAUCGAACGGUUCGGUGGAAACGGCGACGGUGUGCAGUACGCUGCACUUGCUGCCGUAGAUCCACGAAUAGUCUACGCCGACGAUCAAGUCGCGCCUCCGCCAAAAAAAGAAGGAGACGAAAGAAAUCUCUCUUCGACACCACCGAGCGAAAAAGAUAUUUCCGAUGCGCGCCGCGAUGCGAAGAUUGUUCGAGCGAGACAUUUAGCCGGCGUUGAUAUGAGUGAUAUCGCAUCGGCCGCAAAUAUUGAUCUUUCUGUGCUUCAACAAAGGUUUCGAGUGUGCGCGGUGGCGAGACCAAACAACGACGGCGCGUCGUUGUAUUUUAACGCCAAUUGGGCACCAAUUGUGUUAAAAUCACUAGUAACGCGUGGUGCGUACGCGGCUGGUGUCUGCGAGUGGAUCGAUUUGGGUAUUUGGCGAGGGGCGAACGUCGAAAAGGUGCGCUCUAUUUUCAUUGGUAAUGAAGCGAGCGACGACGAUACCGCGACGAUAUCGACUCGAAUCGUUCUGAGGUUCCCGAAGAAAGGCGUCGGCAAGAAAGGCGAUGCCGUUUUCGACGAAGGCGGGAAGACCAAACUUGGAACGAUUGAUCGCGUCACGCCCGUUUCUAUAGCUGUCGCAGUCGCUUCGGCAUCAGUUCUCGCAUCCGCUUGGUCUGAAGUUGUAACGAAAACGAAAAAAAAGAAAGGAGGCGUCAAAGUUCUCGUCAAAUCGACGACGAAAGGAGACGUGAGCGCUUUUGCAUCUUUGGCAAAAGAAACGAACGGAGAUUUCAGCUGGUGGUAA